Messenger RNA from Leptosia nina, 840 nucleotides. Lineage: Eukaryota; Metazoa; Arthropoda; Insecta; Lepidoptera; Pieridae. The record is from the annotation of a GenBank genome assembly.
AUGCCUAACCAAGUUUUGAUUAUAGAACCACAAAAUGAGCUGAAGUUUAAAGUUGACUUUACAGGGCUGUUUGAUCAAGGUCACACCACUCACAUGCGGCUGACUAAUCCAACGACGAGCAUGGUGUUAUUCAAAAUUAAAACUACCGCACCAAAGAAAUACUAUGUGCGCCCUAAUUCCGGUAUGCUGGAGCCCAACUCGAAGGUGGACAUUGCAAUCACACCUCAACACUUCUAUGUGGACCCCAAUGAAACACACAAACACAAGUUUAUGGUCCAAAGUGUAAUUGCUCCCGAGGGAAAGACUAAUAUUGAUCAAGUGUGGAAGGAAAUUCAUCCCAAUCAACUCAUGGAUUAUAAGUUACGCUGCGUCUUUGAAUCGCCACGGGAAGCCGUCCUUAAUGACUCCGGCGACACUGCCGCUCAAAACGAAGUUGCUAAAAAGCUCGUCGCUGUCGCCGAAGAAGCCAAGCCUUCAAACGUGCCCCAGGCGUCAUCUAAGGACGAUAAACCGCGUUCUACCGUCGGCCAAGGCAGAGGAAGCAAGGAGGAACGUACCAAUGAUGCGUCUUCAUCUAAUACGGAGUACGUAGAGAGCCAGCGGCAAAAGAUAGCCGAAGACAUUCGUUUAAAGGAGGUGGAAACAAUUUUAAGACAUGAAAAUAUGCGAUUACAAGAGGAAAUUCUCCGCCUGCAGCAACAAGUAGGCGCCGAGCACGCGGGUAACCGCGGCCACUCCUUCGGCCCUGAAAAGAAGGAACAGCUGACCGUGAUGCCGUGGCUCGGGAUCACCAUCGCCAUGGUGCUGCUCGGCAUCCUCAUCGGCAAAUUCUUCAUGUGA